GCCUGCACGUGGUUUUGUUCGACGCUUCGCGCUCUUGAUUUCCUCACAAAACGUUUAGAUAUGGAUUAUUUUCUUCCUUGCGUUGUGUUUGCUUCAAGCAUCGGUUCCCAUAGUCGAUUGUGAAAUCUUAUUUCACUUAUUAUUUUGAUCCAUUAUUAUUUUACACGGAAUGGCUGAAAUAGGCUAUAGGCUACUCCAGUUUCUCUUUAUCACAAUUCUGUCACGCAGACAGUCCCUCAGUGAGAAUGUGCCGCUGGUGGGAUUUCACUGAGAUGGAGGGGGAUUCCUCACGUUCAUUUGCUACUUUGUUAAAAGUCUUUUGUUAUUCAAGACUCCAUCAUGUUGGGAGGGAGCCAGCUGUUUCAGUGAGGACCAGCAUACAUUCAUCAUUUCUAAAUGAGUGGCAAGGGACUGCUGAUGUCAACAGAGAACACACAAUAUUCAAUAGAAAUACAGCUGAUGGAGAGAGAAAGGACUUCAGUAAGGCUGGCACUUUCGCCACCGCUGACGUGAGUUUGGGGGCCUCAGGCUGACGUCUUGGUGCUUUGAUGAGGUAACGGCGGACCCCAGAAGCCCAGCCCCUGCAUUGCACCACCCCUUCCCUCUUCCCUCCUCCCUACCCCUUUCCAACCAGCCAAGCCAUGGGCCAGAAGAUCUCGGGGAGCAUCAAGUCUGUAGACGUGCGCGGGGAGCCGUCCUACAGGCCCCUGAGGAGAGAACUGAGAGGGCCGGAUUUCUUCAAGCCAGCCCGGUUGGACCUACUCCUGGACAUGCCCCCUGCUCCGUAUGAGCAGCAGCUCCGACAUGCCUGGAACCCGGAUGACCGCUCGCUUAAUAUCUUCAUCAAGGACGAUGACAAACUCACCUUCCAUCGGCACCCUGUUGCCCAGAGUACUGAUGGCAUUCGCGGAAGGGUGGGAUACACACGAGGACUCCACGUUUGGAGGAUCCAUUGGCCUGCUAGGCAACGUGGCACACAUGCGGUGGUGGGCGUGGCCACAGCAGAUGCCCCGUUGCACUCGGUGGGCUACACUUCUUUAGUUGGCAGUGAUAGCGAGUCCUGGGGCUGGGACCUGGGACGUAACAAGCUCUACCAUAACAGUAAGAACCGGCCGGCCUCUUCUGCACCCACAUACCCAAGCUUCCUGGAGCCAGAGGAGGCCUUUGUGCUGCCAGAUGCCUUGAUGGUGGUGCUGGACAUGGAUGAGGGCACGUUGAGCUUCAUGGUGGACGGACAGUACCUCGGAGUGGCCUUCAGAGGCCUUAAGGGCAAAAAGCUGUACCCUAUUGUCAGUGCGGUGUGGGGCCACUGUGAAAUCACCAUGCGCUACAUCAAUGGCCUAGAUCCGGAGCCUCUCCCUCUGAUGGACCUGUGUCGACGUGCAGCGCGGCUGGCUCUGGGACGAGAACGUCUACAGGAGAUCGAGACAUUGCCUUUGCCCCAGUCUCUGAAGAAUUACCUCCAGUACCAGUGAGAGCGCGGGCCCUCACGUAGAGACGCACACACGGACACAGAGAGGAAGCCUGAGGCGCUACUAUAGCGCCACCAUCAGGCCGCAGAGGGAAAAUGUUUACAUUGUGGCUCACUGGUGGAAUCUUAAGUUAGUUUUUUUUUUUUGUUUGUUUGUUUUUCCGUUUUUAUUUCCCUCUUUAUGAGUUGUUUAAAUUAUUGAUGGCUAUGGAAGAAGCUCGAGGGACAGUGUGACGCAGGGCUAGAGCGGCGGCAGCUCGACAGACCUGCAGAGCCUCCAGGUGUACGCCUCGCCCUGGAGAAUACGGCAGAAAGCACAUUAACCUUGGGAUGCCUUUGAAAGCCCACAGUAAUAAUCGUUCCUAUUUCCCUGGGUGUAAAGCCUGCAGAGCACAGUCAUCGGACACAGGAGACCGAGGCGGCCACAGGUCGGGCUCAGCCGCCUCCCGAGUCAAAAUCCGUCACACAGGAGCCUCAGCGGAAGAAACAACCCUGGAAGGUAUCUUCGCAUAGGACCACCAGGGGACGGUUACAUGACUGACAGCAACCAUUCUCCCUUUUUUGUCUGGGAUGGAUGUGUAUACCCGAGGACACUCAUGCGCAUACUCACGGAAACAAUCAACAAUCAUAUACGCUUCAAAAAGAUUUCACUUCUUUUUGUUCUCUGUGGGCUUGAGUCACUUUUCUAUCUGAUUUUAUUGUCAGUGUGAGAUUUCAGUUGCUGAUAAUGAUUUUAUCAAGAUGUUUGGUUAUCUUUUAAUUUUAUUUAUCAGGUUCUAGUUCCUUUUUAAUGAACUGAGUAUGUGCGAGCGAGCACAUAGAUAUCAAACACUAUCAUACACUCAUCAAAUAUGGCUUUCUAUUUUAAACUGGGAUGCUGCUUUUAUUAUUAUUAAUAUUAUUAUUAUUCUGUCUGAAUGCUCAGAUAGAAGUCUGGUUUUUCCGAGGCACACAGUGGAAUGUAAAGAUCUUGCUAGCGUUAGCAUAUUUGAAAUGUGAAUAAAAGCCAAGUGAAUGAGAAGGAUGUUGUUGACAGU
Messenger RNA from Onychostoma macrolepis, 2508 nucleotides. RefSeq names its product splA/ryanodine receptor domain and SOCS box containing 4a (gene spsb4a). Gene Ontology annotation, cellular component: SCF ubiquitin ligase complex. Gene Ontology annotation, biological process: proteasome-mediated ubiquitin-dependent protein catabolic process. NCBI's taxonomy places the organism in Eukaryota, Metazoa, Chordata, Actinopteri, Cypriniformes, Cyprinidae. The record is from RefSeq and is a predicted model, not a curated record. The transcript has 5 exons. Gene Ontology annotation, molecular function: protein binding. The coding region runs from base 642 to 1475 and encodes 277 amino acids.